Molecule: messenger RNA, 869 nt
Organism: Oryza sativa Japonica Group (Japanese rice)
Lineage: Eukaryota; Viridiplantae; Streptophyta; Magnoliopsida; Poales; Poaceae
Source: RefSeq, a predicted model, not a curated record
GUGAAAAAGCGCACUUUUUCCUAUAUCAUCCCUAGCUAGCCCUUUCGUGGGAGUAAAGAAAGGAAGAGAAGAGGAAAAAAAAAAUCUCGCUUUCGUCCGCGUCGCGUCAGGGGGUAGGAGAGGAGGAAGCCGAGGCUCCGCGAGCUCGCGAAAGGGUUUCCGCCGCCGGGGUCGCGCGGGCGUUCGAGCGGAGCGGAAGGGGAGGAGACAGGAGAGGGAGAGGGAGAGGGAGAGAGAGCGAUGGCGGGAAAAGGAGGUAAGGGCUUGCUCGCCGCGAAGACGACGGCCGCCAAGUCGGCGGAGAAGGACAAGGGGAAGAAGGCCCCCGUCUCCCGCUCGUCCCGCGCUGGUCUCCAGUUCCCUGUUGGCCGUAUCCAUCGCCAGUUGAAGCAAAGGACUCAGGCAAAUGGACGUGUUGGUGCUACUGCCGCAGUUUACUCUGCUGCUAUUCUGGAGUACUUAACAGCUGAGGUUCUGGAACUGGCUGGGAACGCUAGCAAGGAUCUGAAGGUCAAGCGUAUCACCCCUCGCCAUCUGCAGCUUGCCAUCCGUGGAGAUGAGGAGCUCGACACUCUCAUCAAGGGUACCAUCGCUGGUGGAGGUGUCAUUCCUCACAUCCACAAGUCCCUGAUCAACAAGUCCUCCAAAGAGUGAAGAUUAGGACAGGAGCAUCCUUAGUUUAAACUGGACUUUUGUGUGAUGAGUCCUAGUUACCGUGUAGGUUUUAGUCAAGCUUUUCAUAUAUCAGCAAUCCAUCUGUGUAAUGGUUUCCUCGUACUGCUUCAGUCAUUGGAACACUGUAUUUGUGGUCGGUUGUUAACUUUGAUUGAGUACUAAACCUUAAUGCAAACUUGGUUCCCUUUGCUUAA